AAUUACACGCAGUGAAAUGGUUUCUUGAGAAGGGGGCAAAUGUAACCUGUGUUAAUAACAGUAGGAGGAAUAUGUUACAUUUUGCCGCAAAGUGUGGAGAUACUGACGUCAUUGAUCUUAUCCAUUCUCACUUGCCGGACAUUGAGACCAAAACAGCCGAGGGUUCCACGCCACUAAUGGUGGCGGCUUUGCAUGGUAAAUUACAUGCAGUGAAAUGGUUUCUUGAGAAGGGGGCAAAUGUAACCUGUGUUGAUAACAGUAGGUGGAAUAUGUUACAUUUUGCCGCAGAGGGUGGAGACACUGACGUCAUUGAUCUUAUCCAUACUCACUUACCGGACAUUGAUUCCAAAACAGCCCACGGUUACACGCCACUAAUGGUGGCGGCUUUGAAUAGCAAACUACACGCAGUGAAAUGGUUUCUUGAGAAGGGGGCAAAUGUAACCUGUGUUGAUAACAGGAGGUGGAAUAUGUUACAUUGUGCCGCACAGGGUGGAGACACUGACGUCAUUGAUCUUAUCUUUACUCACUUCCCGGACAUUGAGUCCAAAACAACCGAGGGUUACUCACCACUAAUGGUGGCGGCUUUCAACGGCAAAUUACACGCAGUGAAAUGGUUUCUUGAGAAGGGGGCAAAUGUAACCAGUGUUGAUAACAGGAGGUGGAAUAUGUUACAUUUUGCCGCAUAUGGUGGAGACACUGACGUUAUUGAUCUUAUGCAUACUCACUUGCCGGACAUUGAGUCCAAAACAGGCCACGGUUCCACGCCACUAAUGGUGGCGGCUUUGAAUAGCAAAUUAGAGGCAGUGAAAUGGUUUCUUGAGAAGGGGGCAGAUGUAACCUGUGUUGAUAACAGGAGGUGGAAUGUGUUACAUUUUGCCACACAGGGUGGAGACACUGAUGUCAUUGAUCUUAUCCAUACUCACUUGCCGGAAAUUGAGUCCAAAACAGCCAAGGGUUACACGCCACUGAUGGUGGCGGCUUUGAAUGGCAAAUUACACGCAGUGAAAUGGUUUCUUGAGAAGGGGGCAAAUGUAACCUGUGUUGAUAGCAGGAGGUGGAAUGCGUUACAUUUUGCCGCACAGCCUGGAGACACUGACGUCAUUGAUCUUAUCUUUACUCACUUGCCGGACAUAGAGUCCAAAACAGCCGAGGGUUACACACCACUAAUGGUGGCGGCUUUCAAGGGCAAAUUACACGCAGUGAAAUGGUUUCUUGAGAAGGGGGCAAAAGUAACCUGUGUUGAUAGGAGGAGGUGGAAUGCGUUACAUUUUGCCGCAGAGGGUGGAGACACUGACGUCAUUGAUCUUAUCCUUACUCACUUGCCGGACAUUGAGUCAAAAACCGCCAAGGGUGCUACUCCUCUAAUCAUUGCUGUUUGUUCUGGCAAACUGCAAGGUGUAAAGUAUCUCCUUGAGAGGGGAGCUAAUCCUUUAACUAAGGAUGAUAACGGCCGGGAUUCUUUAUACCAUGCCUCAUCACGUGACCCAGAUGUUCGUGACUUCCUGCUGAGUCGCGUAGCUAGCAGUGAGUCAGCAAGCGGCAAUGAUUAACUCAGGUUGGUGAGAUAAGUUCUACAGCUUAUUUCAUGUUCGCUUAACUCUUUAAAAUCACUGGUUUGAUCGCCCCAUCAACUUCAAAGCUGACCCGAAUGAGUCGUAUGUUGGGUAGUUACUAUAGGGCUGCCUGUGGCACGCAGAUGACUUUUACUAAGAUAUUCAACCUCUUUGUUCAGCAAAUUAUUGUGCAAUUGGUUUCGAGAUAGACAUUUGUUUGGCUAAACUACUCAUUUGUUUUUGUUUUUGUUUUUUUAAGGCC
Stylophora pistillata is the source of this 1815-nucleotide messenger RNA. Its product is annotated as ankyrin repeat domain-containing protein 50-like. The record is from RefSeq and is a predicted model, not a curated record. NCBI's taxonomy places the organism in Eukaryota, Metazoa, Cnidaria, Anthozoa, Scleractinia, Pocilloporidae.